GGACCAGACAAUAUUCGCAGCCUCUUUCGACAAUCUGCUCAGACCAACCCAGCAUACGCACAACACUUCGUUGGCGGCCAUAUUUUCGGAAUGCCCCAGGCAGCUUGCGCAUCAUUCCUGAGAGACAAUACGGGAACCUCUGCCAAACCAAGGCCAGGAACAUACAUUCAACCAAGAAACAGGAUAUGUUACCGCGAUCAUGAAAUUCUUCGAUCCAUGCUUCAAGGCCAACAACUCGAUGAUCUUACUGUGAAGUUCUCCCGACUUCUCUAUGAUCGCAUCGGCGCGCUGCCAAUUGGGCCUGAUUGGAUUCAGAUGCCAGAUCUUUUCGCCCUCAUCGCUACGCAGAUUACACCACUCAUCAUUGAGAUGCUAUGCGGUCCAACUCUCAUCAACGUUGUGAAUCCUGACUUUGUCUGUACUCUCUGGAAGUUUGACCAUUGGGUCCCUACGCUAGCGAAGAAGGCCCCGCGGUGUCUCUUUCCUGAAGGCUAUACAAUCCGGGACAAAUUAAUUGCAAGCAUCAAGCGCUGGAGACUGGCUACAUGCUCUUUAGAAGAUGGUAGCCCCUUGAAAGGGUGUGAAGGAAUGUCAUCCAAGCUUAACCUUCUCGACGUUGAUGGUUGGGAUAUGGACGCCAUCGCCGCAAGCGAUCUCGGAUUAUUGUGGGCGUACGUGAACGUCCUUUUUGAUCUUAUAAUUUGGUCUCCGUUGGUCAUAAUGACUCUCGCUUACUGCAUUCGCUCAGAAUGUGAGCAUUCCAUCAACCAGCGGGACACGGCUUCUAUUCUUGAUUUUGAGCUACCCACUCUCUUGAAAAAACCACUGCUACAGUCAACCUUUGCCGAAACUCUGAGAUAUCGUAACCAUAUUUUCAUCACACGAUAUCCAUACCCAGAAGAUAUGCGCGUUAACGGCUGGGAACUACCCGCUAAAACAGUAGUGAUGGUCUGCUCGACCGUCCAGCACAUGGAUAAGACCAUGUGGAAUACUGGACCUAGUGGGGAACAUCCAGUCGAGACCUUCUAUCCGGAGCGUUUCCUGAGAUACUCCAGUGAGAAGAACGCCAAGUUAGAGUCACGCAUAGACUCCGUUCCGGGACGACGCAGCGGAAAGCAAGACUCUCCGGACCCGGAUUUGAAAUCAAGUGCCCAGCCAAUUUUCUCUCUGAAAAACCUUGAGGGAACGUGGAUUCGCUUCGGUGGCGGAAGUCAGAUGUGCCCGGGGCAAAGGCUGGCCAAGGUCGAGAUUUUUCUAUCGAUCGCGCUUUUAGUCAUGCACUUUGAUAUUGAGUUGACUGUACCUUCAAAGGAAAUGUCCGUCGAUUGGAGCCACUUCGGGACCGGAGUGGCAAAGCCAGCAUACAAGUUGCCCUUUCAGAUCCGGAGGCGCGCUGCGUCAAACUAA
Westerdykella ornata is the source of this 1407-nucleotide messenger RNA. RefSeq names its product cytochrome P450. The transcript has 2 exons. Gene Ontology annotation, molecular function: oxidoreductase activity, acting on paired donors, with incorporation or reduction of molecular oxygen; steroid hydroxylase activity; iron ion binding. The annotation marks the transcript as partial. The record is from RefSeq and is a predicted model, not a curated record. NCBI's taxonomy places the organism in Eukaryota, Fungi, Ascomycota, Dothideomycetes, Pleosporales, Sporormiaceae.